This is a messenger RNA of Zalophus californianus (California sea lion), 1411 nucleotides long. RefSeq names its product metaxin 2 (gene MTX2). Gene Ontology annotation, cellular component: SAM complex. Bases 1 to 1137 code for a protein of 378 amino acids. Lineage: Eukaryota; Metazoa; Chordata; Mammalia; Carnivora; Otariidae. Gene Ontology annotation, biological process: mitochondrion organization. The transcript is spliced from 11 exons. The record is from RefSeq and is a predicted model, not a curated record.
AUGGCGAGCGGUCGGGAACCAGGCACCCCGCCCCCCAGCCGCUGGGCUGCCACGAGGAGAUUAGGACUCGGGAACCCCCGCGCCAGGGGAGGAGCGCGGCGGUGGCGCCAGCGGAAGCGGUCUCCCUCCACUGUCAGCUGCGCCGGAAGUUCUUGGCCAGGCCUGGCGGUAACCUUGGGGUCCUCCCGCCUCCACCGGCGCCCGGGUGGGCUGUGUGAGUCCGAGCCUCAGCCGGCACCACGCCUGGUAGCAGCAGGAGACGCUGGGGUUUCAGAAGAGGACGCUGAGGGCCGUGAGGAGCGGAAACCGCGGGCGCGGGGCCGCCCAGCAGCCAUGUCUCUGGCGGCCGAAGCCUUCGUCUCGCAAAUCGCAGCUACAGAGCCUUGGCCUGAAAAUGCUACCUUAUAUCAGCAACUGAAAGGGGAGCAAAUUUUGCUUUCUGACAAUGCAGCUUCUCUUGCUGUGCAGGCCUUUUUGCAAAUGUGUAAUCUGCCUAUCAAAGUGGUUUGUAGGGCAAAUGCAGAAUAUAUGUCUCCAUCUGGUAAAGUACCUUUUAUUCAUGUAGGAAAUCAAGUAGUAUCAGAACUUGGUCCAAUAGUCCAAUUCGUUAAAGCCAAGGGCCAUUCUCUUAGUGAUGGGCUGGAUGAAGUCCAAAAAGCAGAAAUGAAAGCCUACAUGGAAUUAGUCAACAAUAUGCUGUUGACUGCAGAGUUAUAUCUUCAGUGGUGUGAUGAAGCUACAGUAGGGGAGAUCACUCAUGCCAGAUAUGGAUCUCCUUAUCCUUGGCCUUUGAAUCAUAUUUUGGCCUAUCAGAAACAGUGGGAAGUCAGACGUAAAAUGAAAGCUAUUGGAUGGGGUAACAAGACUCUGGACCAGGUCUUAGAAGAUGUAGACCAGUGCUGUCAAGCGCUUUCUCAAAGACUGGGAACACAACCAUAUUUCUUCAAUAAGCAGCCUACUGAACUAGAUGCAUUGGUAUUUGGCCAUUUGUAUACCAUUCUUACCACACAAUUGACCAAUGAUGAACUUUCUGAGAAGGUGAAAAACUAUAGCAACCUCCUUGCUUUCUGUAGAAGAAUUGAACAGCACUAUUUUGAAGAUCGUGGUAAAGUCAGCUCAUCUGUCAAAUCAUCUUAGAGAUAAUGUCUUAAUUUAGUCAUUAUUUAAAAAAAAAAUUUAACUUGAAAUGUGUUACUUGAAAGUUACAGUAAGUAAUGGUAUCAGAAUUUUAAAACCAAAAACACUGCUUUUUGAAACCUCAGAAUAAAUUAUAUAAUGCAUCCUAUACAUGUACUUUAUACUGUUAAUUAAAAUAAUUCUGAAUGAUUUCAUUUGAUAUGUUGUACUUGAUAUCUUGAAAUUUUUGUUUUCGUGGAACAUGUAUGCAUAUAAAAAUAAAGCUCAAAGAACU